Messenger RNA from Pocillopora meandrina, 1880 nucleotides. Lineage: Eukaryota; Metazoa; Cnidaria; Anthozoa; Scleractinia; Pocilloporidae. The record is from the annotation of a GenBank genome assembly.
AUGGCUGUGUCAUCCAAGCCUACCACAGCAGAGCCAGUUCCGACUAAAGCAGUCACAGCUAAACCAACAACAGAGGCAACCACGAGCAAACCAGUUACAACUCAGCCAAUAACAGCUGUAUCAACAGCUAAGCCAACUAAAGCAAAUAAAACCAUAAGUAAGGAAUUAUUUAUUUCACCAUGCACAGAAAAGCGAUUUUCAUUUUCUUCAACGAGCAAACCCACUUCCUCCAUACCAGUAAUAUGCAGCUAUACACGAAUGAAUCCAUGCUGAAAUUUACGCAUACGCGACGGAAAAGUUAGUAGCGAAUUAGAAAAUACCCUUGUCAUUGCUAAUCAAUCUCAGAUGGAAUCUUCUGUCAAUUUAAAUACCUCUAGGUAAUGUAACAUUAAAAUCACCAUAAGAUCCUCUUUGACAAAGAAGCCAAAUUAUCUACCUCAUACAAAUAUACCAAACAACAUAUUUAGUCACGUUCUGAAUUUCGGAAGAAUUCAGACUCAAGGAAUAGGUCAAAUGUCCAUCUUAUAUGUAAAAGCUAUGAGGAAAUCAAACCCUUUAGGGCAUGUGCUCUAUAUUAACAUGAACUUGUCUCCAUAUUUCAGAUUGUAAAAAACCCUUGGACAUUGCCUUUGUUGUCGACGCUUCUGGGAGCAUCGGAAACAAAUCUUUUCAGCUCGUUAAGUCAUUCUUGAGAGAAUUCACACACUAUUUCAACGUUUCCACGAACGGUACUCAUUUCGCUUGCCUCCACUACGAUCAUCAUGUUUACAUGGAUUUCACCUUUAACGACACAAUAUACCACAACUCAUCUGUCCUUGAUAUGAAACUUGACAGCAUGCCGUACCCCUCAGGAGCCACCCGUUCUGACCAAGCUUUAUGGGGUGCCUAUUGGUUAUACAGGCCAAAUAAUGGUGCUCGUGACUACCACGACAUACCUCGGUGUGUUUUAGUGCUGACUGAUGGCAAGACUUUCGGCGGCAUGGAUUACUUGAAGCCACCUGUUGCUGCUCUAAAGGUAUUUUUAGAAGGAAGGGGGGAGGGCUGUCCGUAGGUGCAUAAGGCCUCACCUCUGGUUUGAAGAGCGAUGAGAUAGGAAAGCAUCCAGGUAAACUCGGAAAUUCCAAUUGACCAAGUUUGUUCCUCCCCCCUUAUUUUGUUGAAGACUCCCUUCUAUAGCCUUACGCUAAAGUGAGCCCCCCCCUGAAUUUACCGAUAAGGUCUAACAACCUAAAGGGUCAGUUUAUUUAUUACUUUAUUUGAAAUAUUUAGACAGCCUGGCCCAGAUCAGCUUCAAAGGGGGCCUGUAUAAAAAAUAACAAGGCCAGACCGUAACACCAGGAGCUACACGCCCUACUCUUUGCGAGAAGUAUGUGGGUUCUUUAACGUGCCCUUCUAACCAGUACAGAGAAGAUACAGGAGACGGAGCCUACGGUCUAUCAUCCUAAUCCUAAAGGACUAGAAAGUGUAACCAUUUGCGGAUGUCAUCGAAAGGAGAGCACAUUUUCUUUAGUUAAAUACCCUGAGGGUUGGUCCAGUCUGGAGCUAGAACCCUCAGCUUCGGGUAGGGUAGUCUGUUGCUCUACAACGUGAGAGAACCAAGCGCACACUCAUCUACCGACCUCACGACCUUCUUGAAAGAAAUCACUUUGUAACGGAGUGUAGCGUAGUUAAUAAGGAUUUUUUCCUGCCUUAUUAACGUCAACCUUAAUGCUUUUUACCAGAAAUCAUCCUACGCAAAAAUUGUUGCAGUCGGUAUUGGUUGGGAAGUGGAUUUGGUAGAACUUAUAAUUAUGGCUGGGGAAGACCAUUACGUAUUUGUGGACAGAUUUGAAAAUCUCGCUGACCAUAUUCGAGAAGUGCUGGGCAAAGUGUGCGAUUAG